CAUUUGCUAUAAGAGCAAAAGUUCCCUACUUCACUAACAUGGAUGUUUUCUUUCAUAGUUAGCCUUACCUGUAUCUGACAGAUUCUGUAGGCCACUUUCAGAUUGCCCAGAGAUGCGGUUUAUACAUAAUCCUUCAGGCCGGGCGUUACACAAUCCGUUAGAUGCCAUUCACAUGCAGGGGAUCAUGAAUGGUUCAGAGAGGAUCUCGGUCUGACAGUGCUCUACUAAUCUGGCCCAGGCUCAGCAGGAAGUCUACACAUAAAUAGUAGCUACUCCGUGGUCGAUACUGCUUAUUCUUACUGGGUAUUGGAGCUUGGCAUUGAAUGCCACAUUGUUUGGGUGAAGACUGAUUAUUGGUAGAACCAAGUGGUUCCCAACCAGUUGUCUUGGGCCACAUUGUUUGGUGGAUUGACUCUUUUUUUGUCAGCAGACCUUCUAGGGAUGUUCAAUGAGAGUAAGUGGGCAGACAGAAGCAGGGGCUGGACAGGGAUCUGUAGAAACCAAACCCUUUUGCACAGCCAGUCAUAAAUGCUGGAGGGAUUAAUUUUCAUCUGGUCUAAUUAUACAUUGGAACAAGCUGUACUGCCCUUACAGGAUCCUGGCAGUAUUAAGAUGAUCCCGUGCAGAGAAUCCUCUCAUCCUUUCCUGAUCUGUUGUCCCAGUCUGUCACUUGAAAGGUCCUCCAGUUUUUUCUGGAUUUUGUUUAAAAUUUCGUCCUUUUACCCCAAAGCAUAUUUCCUGCUAAGUCUCAGAGAUAAUUCCUUAAAAAGCUGACUGUUCAUGCCAGGAUGCAGUGAUGACUCUAAAGGCUCCAAAACAAGCAAAAAAGGCAAAAAAAAACAAUGCAAGGUUCAGGACUUUCACAUAGGCACACUCAGCAGUUACAACAGAAGAAGACCUGACCUCCGCUUGGCUAAAUGUCGGAUGCUCUUGUUUUCCGUUGCUCUUUUCUCUUUGUAUUCGGUCCACUUACUGCUGAAGACAGCCAGUGAAGGAGGUGCCCUUGUUUAUGAGGCUCUGGGUUACAAGGCCUUUGGGAUUCCAGGCAAACUGGCAGCUUCCUUCUCCAUCACCAUGCAGAACAUUGGAGCCAUGUCGAGCUACCUCUACAUCAUCAAAUAUGAGCUCCCCAUUGUUAUUCAAUCUUUCACUGGAGCAAAUGAUGGUGAAUGGUACAUCAAUGGUAAUUACCUUGUGAUGCUCGUGUCACUUCUUCUUAUCCUGCCCCUCUCGCUGCUCAGGAACUUAGGUUACCUUGGUUACACCAGUGGCCUGUCUCUGCUCUGCAUGGUUUUUUUUCUGAUUGUGGUGAUCAUUAAGAAGUUCCAGCUGCCGUGCCCUCUGCCAAAUCUUAACUCUGUGAAUGAAAGCACGCAUGGGUUGAACAGCACCCUCCACAAUGAUAUCACAAGCGACAAUGACACUUGCACGCCUAAAUACUUUGUCUACAACUCACAGACUGUCUAUGCUAUACCCAUCCUUACCUUUGCCUUUGUGUGCCACCCUACCAUCCUACCCAUGUAUCAGGAGCUCAAAGACCGGUCACGCCGAAAGAUGCAGAACGUGGCCAACGUGUCAUUCCUGGCCAUGUUCAUCAUGUACCUGCUGGCCGCCCUCUUCGGAUACCUUACCUUCAACAUUAAUGUGGAAUCUGAGCUGCUCCACACCUAUUCUAAGAUCUACAAGAACGAUGUGCUCCUGCUGGUUGUUCGUCUGGCUGUGUUGGCUGCUGUAACACUCACAGUCCCAGUGGUGCUCUUCCCCAUCCGUACCUCGGUCAACCACCUACUGUGCCCAACAAAGGACUUCAGCUGGAUCCGUCACAUUAUUAUCACCGUGGUCCUGCUGGUAGCAACCAACACACUGGUCAUCUUUGUCCCCACCAUCAGAGAUAUCUUUGGCUUCAUUGGUGCCUCUGCUGCAGCAAUGUUGAUCUUCAUCCUGCCCUCAGCUUUCUAUAUCAAACUUGUCAAGAAGGAGUCAAUGAAGUCCAUCCAAAAGAUCGGGGCCACAAUGUUUCUGAUAUUAGGAUUUGUUGUCAUGGUUGGCAGCAUAACUCUUAUCAUCAUUGACUGGACCGUGAACAGUGCGGACAAGAAAGGUAAUUAAAGCUCCGGCUCUCCUGCAUACGGAGGGGAAGCUCAAAGAGUUGGACGGCAAGAAAUACACAACUAUAAGAAAAAAAAUGUGUGAUGAACAAAGCGAACCACAAAAGACUCACUUGUUGCUCAGCUUGGGCUUUCUGAGCAAUGGACCGUACCAUUCCAAGAGAAUGUAUCUGAACACUGUAUAUUAUGCUGUUCUAGACCACAAAGAUGGCGUUUACUUGUAUUUUCCCCCUGUUUUUUACUUUAAAAAUAGUCAUUCUUUUUCAAUACUGUGGUACAGCUGUAAUCAAAAGGCCUCAGACCAGAGACUGAAAAAUCGUAGAGUUUAACACACAGCUUACCCUCAGGUACAGAGUUAUUUGUGUGAGGGUGUAGCUGUGAAAUCUGACCUCAGCAAAAAUUUGCUUUCUUUUCUUUGUGUUCAUCUUUACCAAAAAUGUGUCUGAAAACCAUUUUUGUGUGUUGAAAAGCACUUAUAGCUGAGCUUAUUUGUCAGUGUUCACUUAAAUUGCACCCAUUCAGUAUUUCUGCUAAGGUCAAAGUGUCAGCCAGCAAAUCUGAGAACAGAACCACACACUGGGAGAUCUCUAUUAGAUCAUGUUUCAAGGGCAACGGCAGCAACGACACUACUGUGUCGAGAAGCGGGGGCACCGAUGGAAACCUAGAUUGUUUUCUUCUUUACGGGAGAAUACUCUGAAUUUGACCACGUGCAGUGGUUAUGAUAUACCUGUUACACUUGCAAAACCAUUACAACUGUUACAACUUCAGCUUUAUGAAGUCAGGUGCACUCCUAAAAAAAGAACAACCAAGGAAAGACCCCGAAUUCUUAAGUGUUUAAUGUCAUCGCACAAUAUAAUGUGUUUACAAUGAAGCAUGGAUCCAAUUCCCACCGAGUCAACUGAUCAUCAGAGGGGGCACUGUGCUUCCAACACUAAAACAUCGCAAAACUGUUUGUCAUCUAUUUAUGGAAGACCGUUCAAAAAGUGUAAUUUAAGCUAUUUUAUUAUAUUUGUACAUUAUAUGUAUAUAUGUAUAUACAGCUAUCUUUUUUGUUUUUAAAGACUUUUGCUGAAGACCAUAUACAGAACAAUAUCAUGGAGCUCAAAAACCAAAUGUGGUGAUAUUGGGAAGGGUUCACUCCAGAAUAUCUGAGCUUUAUUUUUACAUUUCUGUUGAAACACACCAAAUUUCAUACUGUAUGAAUUCAGUGUAGAAAAGUCACAAAUUGAGCAGCUUUCACAUUUUUUAACCCCCUGAAGAAAAACACCAAUAAUUAAAACAGUCUUUUUGGUCAGACACAGAAAGGACGCUGCCUGUCAGUGUUACACACUUGUUUCAAUGAAACAAUAUGUACAUGAUGUAAAUAAUGUCCCAAUAAAAUGAACUAUGACCUAGAA
This is a messenger RNA of Fundulus heteroclitus (mummichog), 3505 nucleotides long. RefSeq names its product solute carrier family 38 member 2 (gene slc38a2). Gene Ontology annotation, biological process: L-glutamine transport; amino acid transmembrane transport. The record is from RefSeq and is a predicted model, not a curated record. The transcript is spliced from 13 exons. Gene Ontology annotation, molecular function: L-glutamine transmembrane transporter activity. Lineage: Eukaryota; Metazoa; Chordata; Actinopteri; Cyprinodontiformes; Fundulidae. The coding region runs from base 781 to 2109 and encodes 442 amino acids.